Messenger RNA from Biomphalaria glabrata, 1628 nucleotides. RefSeq lists its product as uncharacterized. The coding region runs from base 408 to 1628 and encodes 406 amino acids. The record is from RefSeq and is a predicted model, not a curated record. Lineage: Eukaryota; Metazoa; Mollusca; Gastropoda; Planorbidae. The transcript has 10 exons.
ACGCCUGCGGAGACCAAGAUUUCUGCACCUAUCAAUGUCAUUGUGGUGGUUAUUGUCUUAAAGGUGAUGGACUGUGUCCUCCUAACGUCCAGUGUGAUAAAGGCUGGUUUGGACUUCGAUGCCAAUAUAAAGAUUUGGUGAACGCAUUGGAUGUAAAUCUCACUACCGUACCAGAGAGAUCAAACAUACAGUGGCUUACAGACGGAAAUGAUAGAACUUGCAACGACAACAUACAACUAAAAUUAGUCAAAGUAAAUUGGAAACAAACACUAUCCGUUCCUUUAACCUGGAUAAGGAUAGUCGUAUCGGACCCAGCAUCUCUUUUAUAUCUGGAGCUUCAAGUCGUCAAAGAAGGGGAGAGCAACAUAUCAAAUUGUAACAACGUCAGCUGGUCAUUGAGAGACAACAUGACGAUGGACAUACGAUGUCAUGAGAACAUUCAGAUCAGCGCGCUGGUUUUAGGUGGAAAUCUAACAUCUAUAUGCUCCAUGUAUAUUAAUGGAGGAAGGAAUGUAGCGUACAGACAGAAUGCUACACAAUCAUCAAACUUUUCUCUUCAUAAUCUCGCCAGUGCUGCUGUUGAUGGAAAUACAGACACCAACUUUGAUGGCAAUAGCUGCAGUCAUACAAAGACUGAGGCGUCACCUACGUGGAACGUAAGUUUGCAGAGUAAUUACGUCAUCAGCAGAUUGGCUAUUUUUAACAGAGGUGACUCUAAUUCCCAACGACUCGAUGGUUUUCUUGUUCGAACCUUUGAUAAGGACAACAAUGUUAUAGGAUUCUACAAAAACAGAACUAUGAGUUCUCAAAGAAUCUACUACAUCAAUCUAAAUGGGAGCGUGAAUCUUCCAGUGAACCUAUUAUCUAUAAGCCUGGAAGGCACAGACAGAAUAUUAACUCUGUGUGAAGUGGAGGCUUAUGGAGAAUGUCCUGCAAGUUUUUGGAGUCUACCUUGUAGUCAGCAAUGUCCUACCUCGUGUCCUUACGAUUGUGAUAGAGACACUGGAGAGUGUAACUCUAUAUGUAUUGAACACAGCAACCCACCGCAUUGUGAUGCAGCCUGCAGGAUUGGUGAGUGGGGCAUAAACUGUGGCAAUAAUUGCAGUAGCAGAUGCGCCGAAGUCUCGUGUGACGUUAAAACUGGACAGUGUGACCAGGGAUGCCAAGGAUACAGUGACCCACCUUAUUGUGAAACUGAAUGCAUGACAAGAAUCUAUGGAACAAAUUGUACCUCCAAUUGCUCCUCUGCUUGUUUGUAUGGUGAAUGUGAUCCUCGCACCGGCCACUGUUACAAUUGUUUUCCUGGUUUUCAUGGUUACUUCUGUGAAAGGAAAAUUUUCAAUGUCGAGCUGAUCAGUUUUGGAAUGGGAUACGCAGCUUGCAGCGGACUUACCAUUGUUGUUAUUUUAGCCUUAGCUCUGAGUAGGACCAUCGUUUGCCAAUGUAAUGCAAGGUCAAGGCUAGAGCCUGUUCAACAUCAUACUGACCUCCAACAGGACAUAUGUCACGAUACUGAUCAAAGGGAGAUAACAGAAUAUGACGAUGCCAUAAGUGAACCAAAAUACUGCAACUACACAAGAUCAAAUGUACCAGAGAUAAAUAUUCAUGAAUAUGAAACUAUUACCUAA